Messenger RNA from Prunus mume (Japanese apricot), 300 nucleotides. The record is from RefSeq and is a predicted model, not a curated record. NCBI's taxonomy places the organism in Eukaryota, Viridiplantae, Streptophyta, Magnoliopsida, Rosales, Rosaceae.
AUGGUGGUGACCAAGGACGAGUACGAAAAAUGCCAUUCUGCGCAUCCCAUCUUCUUCUCCAACAAUGGUGCGACCGUGUUCACAUUGGACCGGCCUGGUUUGUUCUAUUUCAUUAGUGGGGUUUCCGGGCACUGCGAGAGAGGCCAGAAGAUGAUCAUCAAGGUCUUGGAACCAGCAAGCCCACCUCAAUCCGCUGACCAGAACGAGCAGAAGAAUGAUGCUGCAGUUGCAAUGGCCGCCAUCACUUCUGCAACUAUCAUGUCCUGCAUUAUGUCAUUUGUGGGGGUCCUUUUCUUCUAA